AUGAUUAACCCCAACCUUCCACCUCCCCCUUACUCACCAGCACCCGAAUCUCAUCUUUCACGACCUCAACAACAUGUUCAUCUUUGCCAGCCUGAUGACAUACCUCUCCUACCCCUUGUAAACCCUUCACCUGAUAUCGAUAUACGAUUUAUAAGAUCAUUCCCUCGAGCAUUGGAAGACUAUCAGCGCUCUUCAUGUCCUUCCAAUUGGGGCAGGUAUGGACAUGGUGUCAGACUGUCUUCAUCAGAUGUCAAGGAUAAAAGCAAAGUGCUAGAAUGGGUAUACUGGAUUGCAAGUCUAUUUGCGUCUCCACAAGAUCAGUUUCUGAAAUUGAUCAGUCAGUUCAUCAAUCAGUUCCAAUCUGACUAA
Kwoniella botswanensis is the source of this 369-nucleotide messenger RNA. RefSeq lists its product as uncharacterized. The transcript has 2 exons. The record is from RefSeq and is a predicted model, not a curated record. Lineage: Eukaryota; Fungi; Basidiomycota; Tremellomycetes; Tremellales; Cryptococcaceae. Bases 1 to 369 code for a protein of 122 amino acids.